AUGUCUAAAUCUGAACAAGAAUGGAAAGCUAUUUUAUCUCCACAACAAUUUAGAGUUCUUAGACAAGGUGGUACUGAAGCUCCUUAUAUUGGUGAAUAUACAAAUACUCCAGCAAGUGAUGGAUUUUAUAAUUGCGCUGGAUGUAAUCAACCAUUAUAUAAAGCAGAUACAAAAUUUAAAGCUCAUUGUGGUUGGCCAGCUUUUUAUCAAGCAUUACCAAAUUCAAUUAAAAUUUAUAAAGAUGAAUCUCAUGGAAUGAUUAGAGAAGAAAUGAGAUGUUCUAAUUGUGAUGGGUAUGUAAGGAUGUGA
This is a messenger RNA of Insectozyma verbasci, 309 nucleotides long. The record is from the annotation of a GenBank genome assembly. Lineage: Eukaryota; Fungi; Ascomycota; Pichiomycetes; Serinales; Debaryomycetaceae.